CCUGGGGCUUUCGGUGCAUGUUCGCCAGCAGUACGGGCCCAUUCCGGAUCCCAUGUUCAGACCUUAUUUCAAGCGCUUCAAUUUCGGGGGAACUAUCAAGACUUCCUUGCUUCCUAUAUACUUCAUGAACUUCUAGAUAUAGCUGUGACCAUAUUUAUCUUGCUUUGACACCUGACAGCCACAGCUUGGCGUCGACAUUCCCCCCGACUUACGCCUCCUCGUUUUCCAAGCCACUGAACUCUUCCUAGACUCGCACAGCAUCCUAGCGAUGGCUCUUCGUGCGGUUCAGCCCGCCGAGGCGGAGAAUGGCGUGCUAGGCAACAACAAUGUGGCGAAGGCCGCUGCUGGCGUCAAGGCCGCUGCUGGCCUGCAGGCCCAGAACAAGCGCCGUGCACUCGGCGACUUGUCAAACCAGCAGCCUGCCGCUGCUGCUGGCAAGCCUGGCCUGGUCAAGGAGAAGGCUGCUGUGCCGGUGCCGGCCGAUGGCGUCAAGACUCGCGCUGCUGCUCGCCGCGCUGACGGCAAGGACGCCCCCAUGCCCACUGCUCCUGGUGCUGCUCUGCGGCCCGCGCAGCUGGUGCCGCGCACCAGGUCGCAGGUCGCGAACGCGCAGCGCGUCCAGGGCCCGAGCAUGAGCUCGCUGCUGUCGCAGCGCAGCGAGGCCUUCGUCGGCAGCCAGAGCGUGCGUGCUCCUCCUCCCUCGCCGCUGCCCGACAUUGACAGCGGCGACCGCCUGAACCCGCUGAUGGCCGCGGACUACGUCAACGACAUUUACUACUUCUACAAGCGCGUCGAGCGCAAGUACAAGGUGCCCAGCGACUACAUGACCAAGCAGACCGACAUCAACGACAAGAUGCGUGCCAUCCUCAUCGACUGGCUGGUGGAGGUGCACCUGAAGUUCAAGCUGAUGCCCGAGACGCUGUUCCUGACCGUGAACCUCAUCGACCGCUUCCUGAACGAGAAGCAGGUCACCCGCAAGAACCUGCAGCUGCGGCAUGGAGGCUGAGCGCAUUCAAAGUCAGCUUUCGUUGCGCUAGUCACUCCUUAGCACCGCUACUGCGCCACUGGGUCUAUGCCGCGACUGUGGGAAGCUACCG
This is a messenger RNA of Chlamydomonas reinhardtii, 1097 nucleotides long. RefSeq lists its product as uncharacterized. Gene Ontology annotation, molecular function: cyclin-dependent protein serine/threonine kinase regulator activity. The transcript is spliced from 6 exons. The record is from RefSeq and is a predicted model, not a curated record. Gene Ontology annotation, biological process: regulation of cyclin-dependent protein serine/threonine kinase activity; mitotic cell cycle phase transition. Gene Ontology annotation, cellular component: centrosome; cytoplasm; nucleus. NCBI's taxonomy places the organism in Eukaryota, Viridiplantae, Chlorophyta, Chlorophyceae, Chlamydomonadales, Chlamydomonadaceae. The coding region runs from base 269 to 1006 and encodes 245 amino acids.